AUGCCACUCACAGUACAGGAAAUAUUUUCCUACAAAAAGCCUUGCAUUCUGAUUGAUAGCAGGGAUUGUUAUUAUUCAAAAAUGGGUAAGAUUCGUUGCUACCUUACAGUUUGCUUUUAGCGUUAUCGACUUCAUUUCACAUGAAAUCAAUGUUUAGCCACUGAUUAAUGUCUGACCAUCAUCAGCCAACGUUUUAUCUUAAUAUUUGGUUGUAUGCCUUAGUGUUAGCAUUUAGUUAGCUAGGUAGGCUGUUAUGGUAAAUGUACGAUUUCCUAUGAAUAAAUUAGGAUUAUUUGGUUAUUCUUUGAGGUAAGCCAGACGAACGUUUGCUAUCCAGUCAAUUUCUAAAAGACAGAUGUCGAUAUGUUGCUCUACUCGCUGGGUCGUUCCACUAAUAGAGUACAUUUUGAGUAGUGUAACUUUGUCCAACAAAACUAUUAAUUUCACCUAACAUUCUGUCAUAAAGAGUGUUGUUCAACUUCAUAAAAAACAUGUUUUCCCAUCUCAAGGGGUUAAGAUGGGAAAGCAUGUUUUCAUGUUUUUCAGACUUAUAGGAAUAUUUGAACACACUUAACCCCAGCAUUUCCUCAAAUGUUCACCAUCAUUGCAAAGCCCUAGUUAUGUUGUUGCCAUUUUCAGUAUUAUUUUGUGGUGGAAAACUGAACCCGUCAAGCAACACGUUAACCCUGUUGCCCAUAGAUAGAAUGGCUAGAAAUGUUUUAACAAUUUCAAUCUGUGUGAAGCUUGCAUUCAAUUGCCCCUACCUGUUGCACACAACACGUUUACAUUCCCCCUGUCACAAGGGAUUUAUGCGUGAUUUAAGAUUAAAAUCUCAACCCUGUUACUUUAAAGCCACUUUAUUGGCACUUACUAGUCUUUUUUUGUUUUACUUACUAGUCUUUUUAUUUAAUGUAAAAAAAUAAAUAAUCAAGACUACAAAGUGCUGUUAAAGUAACAGGGUUGACCAUAACAGGGUUGAGGUUUAUCUUAAAUCACACAAAUCCCCUUGUGACAGGGGGAAUGUAAGCUUGUUGUGUGCAACAGGGAGGGGCAAUUGAAUGCAAGCUUCACACAAAUUGAAAAUGUUAAAACAUUUCUAGCCUAUCUAUCAGGGUUAACGUGUUGCUCGACAGACUCAGUUUUCCACCACAAAAAAAAAAAACAGAAAAUGGCAAGAACAUAAUUAGGGCUUUGCAAUGAUGGUGAAAGUGAUCUUCCUAGAAGUCUGAAAAACAUGACGAGGGACAUGUCAAAAUGCAGAUUUGCCACUUUAGUUAGUAUUUAUUCAUAUAAAAAUCUGAUUUAUAGAAUUUUCCAUGUGGUCUAUAUUAAAUGGCACGCCAAUAAUGGUGAACAAUUUCUACUUAAAAUAUCAAAGGGAAACACCCAUCUAUCUACCUGAAUUACUGGUUUGACCCUCCCUCUGCAGGCAUCUCGUAUUUCAUAUUGAAGAAAAUAAUAAGUUGCUGACACGUGAAAGUGAAUGCAUACCAGACAGUGCUAUUAUAUGCCUUUAGCAGAAUUCAUUUCACAAUGUGAUGCAUUUAGCAGACCUGACAGUUGACAUUAGUGUUUGUCCUUUUUGAAGUUAUCUAUAUAGUUUGACCAAUGUUAUGAGUAAAGUAUGACCACUUUAAUCUUCUUUAUCCCUCCUGCCUUGUUAAAUCUAGGUGGGUUCUUCUCCAGUCUUUUUUCUGGCCUGUUUGGCACCAGGGAAAUGAGAAUACUGAUCCUGGGGUUGGAUGGAGCUGGGAAAACCACAAUCCUUUACAGACUUCAAGUUGGGGAGGUCGUCACCACAAUUCCCAGUGAGUGAAAAUCCUAACUUCUUCUCAGUGCUGAGGAACACUCACACGCCUAACUCCUGCAUGCCAAUACAAUGGUAUGUCUUGCAACAGAUAUAUUGGUCACUGAAAUGGCUUAUGCAGUGAAUAACAUGUAAACAGUUACGAUUAACCUACAGUACUAGAAAUAUGUUGACUCGCCAUUCUCUUUUUUUCAGCCAUUGGUUUCAACGUGGAAACGGUGACAUACAAGAAUCUGAAGUUCCAGGUGUGGGAUCUUGGGGGGCAGACCAGUAUUAGGUAUUGAGACAUUCCUGACUUCUACUUAUUUAUUGUAGCAUAUGUCUCACACAUCUGAAUAUUGCAACCAUCAGCAGUCAGUUUGUCAAGAGUCAACCAACAAAUGUAUUGGUUACCCUAAUGUUUCUUCUUGCAUCUCUCUCUGUUUCAGGCCUUACUGGCGCUGCUACUACUCCAACACCGAUGCUGUUAUCUAUGUAGUGGACAGCAGUGACAGGGACAGGAUGGGAAUCUCCAAGUCUGAACUGGUGGCUAUGCUUGAGGUAUGAGAAAUGUGGCUUUAAUAGCUUGUAUAAAAGCCUUUCAUACGUGAAAAUGUUUAUUGGUGCCAUGGCUUACACCAGCUCUUUUUAUCCAUACUUGCUAUAUUUUGAUGGCAUUGUGAGCUAAACAGCCUGUGCAGUCACAUACUAGAUUUCCAGAUAUAGUGGCCUCUGUCUGUAUUCCUUUUGCAGGAGGAGGAGCUGAAGAAGGCUAUACUGGUGGUGUUUGCCAACAAGCAAGACAUGGAGCAGGCCAUGACUCCCACUGAGGUGGCCAACUCCCUGGGCCUGCCAGCACUCAAAGACAGAAAGUGGCAGAUCUUCAAGACCUCCGCCACCAAGGGAACAGGGUUGGACGAGGCCAUGGAAUGGUAAUAGAAUAGGAGCCAAAUUAAUGAGGCAGUUUAGUUAGUAAUAAGGCAAUAUUAGUGUGUGUGUGUCUUUCAGCUGUUAAGAUGAUGACAGUUUUCAUUAAAUUAAUAACAUGGUUUGCAUUAGGAACAAAGGGUAUGAAUGACAAGCUGAGGAGUCAUUCAAUAUACAACAACAAAACUGAAUCAUUUUUCUGUUUCUGUUUACUCCUUAGGCUGGUGGAGUCUCUCAAGAGCGGACAGUAA
Molecule: messenger RNA, 2964 nt
Organism: Coregonus sp. 'balchen'
Lineage: Eukaryota; Metazoa; Chordata; Actinopteri; Salmoniformes; Salmonidae
Source: the annotation of a GenBank genome assembly